GUGGCACUGAAGUGUAGAUUCGUGGAUUCUCCUUUUUAUUAGUAGUGACUUUAUUGUGUUGUUUGAUAAUCUACAUAAAUUUAUCAUGUAAAAAUAAUUUUUAAUUUCUUGCACAAUGGAUGAAAUAACCUCGGGACUAGAUCCUGACGAUCUCAUGAUGGAUCUAGACGAACCCGAGGGAUCGGAUUUGGAGGAGGAAGACGAGGAACUCAUUGAUGACCCCAUCCCAUCCCCGUUUCUCUUAUCUUCUGGCCAAGGGUCUACAACCACCUCGGUUGCCUCUUCGCCUAUCAAUGAAGAAUUUCCUCCACCUUUUAAUUUUACAGGAAAACCUCUUGGUAGUAUCAAGAGAGGUCGUGGAAGACCUAGAAGAGAGGGAGGAAAGCCAUUUCCCAGGGCUCCUAGAGUUGGGGCAACUGGAAUGAAUAGAGUGAGAAAACCCAGGCCUCCAGGUCUGAAUAGAAGGGGAGGAGGUAGAAGUUUCAGGCAACUUGAUAGAACCGAGUUUGAUAUGGGGCUAUUCAACCUGUCUUCCUUAGAUGACCACAGUUUGUUGGAUUCUGAAGGAGCAAUCGUCUUUCCAGAGAGAGACAGACCAAGCCUGGAAGAACCGCCAUAUUUUCCCGAGCACUGGGCUGGCAAAGUAUGUGCUUUUUGUAACUUGGGAGAAAGAAGCCAACUCGGGCAAGGGGAAAUGUUAAGACUAAAUUGCCCAGAAGGAUUUUCACCACAGAAAGUUGCUUCUGAACAAAACCUAGCCAGGUCAUUGCAGACAGCUGAGAGAGAACAAGGAGACAAAAGCCCCAGGGGUCCUGUUACUUGUCGUAGACAGAAAAGUUUCAAUAAGUGCAGACAUCCCUCCCUUACUAAUGAAUAUAUAGAUGAGUUAACCAUUAUAGGUUACAAUGAAGUACCUGAAGUUACUGCUCUUUUUGAACAAAACGGGCAGUUUUACGUGCAUAGAAGUUGCGCCCUCUGGUCCAAUGGAGUAACUAGAGCAGAAAAUUCUGCUCUCUUAAAUGUCGGCCCUGUAGUACUACAAAGUUCCUCAAAAAAAUGUUCAUUCUGCAAUCAUUACGGCGCUAGUCUUACUUGUAAUACAGAUGAUUGUGCAAAAGUUUUUCAUUAUCCUUGCGCAACUGCUUCGGGUGCCUUUCAAGAUUUCGCGUCACUUACAACUUUUUGUAGCAACCACUUGGACCAAGUUGCUAUGCUUUGCGAUUCUGCAGUUUGCUAUACGUGUAGAUCCAUCGGCGAUAUAGCGAACUUAAUGUUUUGUUCUACUUGUGGGGCUCAUUAUCACGGAACAUGUGUUGGUCUAGCUCAAUUGCCAGGUGUUCGAGCUGGUUGGCAGUGUCGAAAAUGUCGUUGUUGUCAAGUAUGUCGGAUUACCGGAGACGAAUCAAAAUUAAUGUCAUGUGAACAGUGUGACAAAGUUUAUCAUGCAGGUUGUCAGAGGCCUAUUGUAACGUCAAUUCCAAAAUAUGGUUGGAAGUGUAGGUGUUGUAGAGUUUGUGGCGAUUGUGGCUCUCGAACCCCCGGAGCUGGGUUAUCUUCAAGAUGGCAUGCCCACUAUACUGUAUGCGAUUCAUGUUAUCAGCAGAGAAACAAGGGUUACUCGUGCCCUUUAUGUCACAAAGCCUAUCGAGCCCACGCCCACAGAGAAAUGGUUCAGUGCACCAAUUGUAAAAAGUUUGUCCACGGUACUUGCGAUCCAGAAGCAGAUUUGGUAACAUAUCACCAAAAAAGAGAAAUGAAUCCGGAGUAUGAGUAUAUAUGCCUUCAUUGCAAGAAUAAUAGCGGACGUCAAUUAACCACAAAAAGAGCUAGUACCGAUGAUCCUGGAGACCUUUCAGUCUCCCAAGAAUCACUGUAUGAUGACACAUCAGAAUUUGAUCUCCCUUCGCCUGAUGAAUUUGCUCGAAACAUGGGCUUGGGCAAAGGAAAACCCUAUACAACAAACAAAAUAGCGAAAAAAAGGCUCAGUUUCCCACCAAGUACUUCAGGCCGACCUAAAGGCCAAGGCAAGGUGCUUCCCGGUAAAGUGGGAUUCAUGAAAAGAGCGAGAUUAACAGAUUUUGGUCGGAAAAGGGGUCAUAAAGCGAAAAUGAGGGGGAUUUUCGGGGUACCAGGAGUUGGUUUGCAGAGACCUGUGUCCGACGGUAAGAAUGAUGAAGAACCUGGAGUGGAAAAUCGACUAGUUUUAUGUUCUGCGAAAGAUAAAUUUAUACUCACCCAAGAUACCUGCGUUAUGUGUGGCGCUCUUGGAACUGAUCAGGAAGGUUGUUUAAUAGGUUGUGUGCAGUGUGGGCAGUGCUACCACCCAUAUUGCGUCAAUGUAAAAGUAACGAAAGUCAUCUUACAAAAAGGAUGGAGAUGUUUGGAUUGUACUGUUUGUGAAGGAUGUGGCCAACGCAAUGACGAGGGCCGUCUCAUCCUCUGCGACGACUGUGAUGUCUCCUAUCAUAUCUACUGCAUGGAUCCUCCUCUCGACUAUGUCCCUCACGGAAACUGGAAGUGUAAAUGGUGCGCUAUUUGUCAAACUUGCGGGGCCACGGAUCCCGGUUUCAAUUGCACUUGGAUGAACAGUUGUACUGAAUGUGGCCCUUGUGCAUCUCACAUCACUUGCCCUAGCUGCAGCGAACCUUACAGCGAAGGAGAUCUCAUAAUACAGUGCGUUCAGUGUGAAAGAUGGUUACAUGGCCUUUGUGAUUUCAUUAAAACUGACGAGGAUGCAGAAAAGUGCGCAGAAGAUGGCUACAACUGUAUUCUAUGCAGACCCAGAGAUGUACCACCUCCUCAUCUAAUACCAACUCCUACUGCUCCUAAACCGCCUACCCCGACAAAGAGCCCGGAAAUAAGCAAAAAUACUAAUUAUUUCAUCGAUGGGGUAUGCUUAAGUGAGUUUGGAAAUAGUCUCAUAAAAUCCUUAGCAAUAGAGAACCACGGAACAAGAAAGAAGAGGAAGAAAAUUCCUACCGUUCAAGAUAAAGAAGCUGGAAUAAUGGCAACGAUCGAAUCUGUAGUUGCUGGUGGAAGUAUAGAUAACGCCCUGGAAGACAGUGCUAAACUGGAAUUGUUGGACGUGAAGGACGAACCUCAAGAAAUCUACAAAGAAGGAAUGUUUUGGACGAAAGAAGACGGGCCACCACCAGAGGGCUUCACAGUAAUCACAAUGGAUAAUGGCAUAUCAGUCCUUAGACGUAAAAGACAACGUAACUUACAAAAGUUAGGCAUUGGAGGAUUUUUAGUUAGGAUGCGCGGUAACCGUAGUGGACAAGAUAACGAGGACAUGGACACUACUUGUGUUCAGUCUGCCCCAGCAGUAGGUGACCUUGCGGCUCCUUUACCAACUGAUGGCGACAAACCGAGGCGGAAAACCAUCAGGAGGAAACCUAAGAGUAAACUAACUGAGACCUUUCCUUCUUACCUCCAAGAGGCGUUUUUUGGUAAGGAUCUAUUGGAAACGGUGGAGUGUAAGAAGGAGGUAGAGAGCGGAAGCAGCGAUGAUGAGAACGUUGAUAAAUACAAGUCCAUCAAGUUGUCGCAGGAUGAGUUGAUGGCUGUUGCUGCUGUAACCGCAAAGCAAGAUAAAAUCGAAUCAGACAGCAAAGAUGGUGUGAAGGAUCAAAAAUUGUCCAGCAUCAUCCCCAAAGUGGAAGAGGAAGACGAAAACACCGAGGAUCUGAAAGAUGUCCUUGCCUUACCAGGCGAUUUGCUUGAUACUGAUUUGGUUAACAGUAUCAUAAAUGAGGAUGACGAUGAUAUUACUAAAAAUACUGAGUCGCUAGGAGCUCUAGAUUCUAGCUUGCCAGACGAUACCGAACUGGCCGAUACAUUAGGCAGUUCAGGAAACUCAAAGGAUACCAAAGAUGAACUAACUGAUAUUUUAGGACCCCACUUCAAUCUAGAUUCUAUAUCGAACAUCAACAGUAAAGAUGUUGAAGACAUAUUUAAGGGAGUUUUAACUGAUGAAUCACAAGAAUCCCAGGAAAGCAAUGCUUUUCCUCUACAGGGUAAUAAUAUAUUUAGUGGAAAUGCUCAACAAGCCUUGCCGCAGCAUGGUAUUGUUCCUCCUAUCAGACCAACAACAUUACCUGCUGUGAAUCAGUCCAAUCUGAAUUCUCCGGUCAGCUUUCCCCCACCAUCUCCAUAUCACUCGGAAUAUAGCAAUAGCCCGCAAUUCAGUCCUGCUUUCUCCGAACCACCAAGUCCUUGGGUAAGUGCGAGUGAUCCACCCGAAAUUGACAGCACCAAUGUCGGUGUUCCUUCAACCUACAAUCAGCGUUCUUCUGAAAAAAUGAAAGCCGACGAAGGGUUGGGAAAAGGAGCUACCAUUUCUGCAGUCCUGUAUGCUAAUGUAAAUCAUCCUGAGUGGAAAAAAGAGUUCCCUAGUUGGUCAGAUAGGUACAAACAGAUAAUCAAAAAAUGGAGGACUUUGAGUCAGGAUCAGAAGGCUCCAUUUUUGCAGCUCGCGAGGGAUAAUAGGAGCCAAUUGAGGAUGAAGAAGUCCCAACAAAACCAGCCCGCCAAGGACAACACCGCACCACCUCCGAGCGUCAUCAAGCCAUCCCCAGUUGUAGCAGCUUUGACGACCACCUUGCAGACAGCGAUUCAGCAAGCUGCCGCCGCCGCCGCGACCAUUGCCUCCCCGGCUUCAGUGUCAGAGGUGUGCACUCAAACGAGGCCAACACUAACACCAGCUUCCACUAGCUCUGUGUCUGUGUCCCCUUCGCCCCCCAAGCACCCCUCCUCGCCCACCACCCAUCAGCAGUUCACCGUGCACGGUCAUUUCGCCGGGCCGGGGGACCGCGUGGGGCCCGCGCCCAACGUGACCGUCAAUCCCCACUAUCAGCCCAGCGGCGAGGCUGUUCCCCAUCCCAGAUUAGUUUCCCAGAGUAAUGCCUCUGAUCAGCAAAUUCGAGUAUUGACUCCCUCAGAAAUAAUGCGUACUCUUCCUUCCCUCUGUCAGGAAAAUUAUGAACCUCAGCCAUUGGAUCAGGACAAGAUGGCCCUACAGCAAAAAUCUGCUCGAGAGGCGGAACAAGAGAGGCAGUGGAAACAGUUGCAGGCUUUGAGACAACAACAAGCUCAACAACAGCAACACGUUAUCCAUGAACAACGUGUUCAAGGUACUGCCAUUGCAAGAGUACAACGUCAAAUUUCUUCAGAUCCAACACAACAAUUCCUCUCGGACCAGCAAAGCCAGUUGCAGGCGACGUCGCCUCAAGAACUCGUUCCAGCAGCUUCGCCCUCUCCAAGCAUCAGACAAUUUCUCGGUAUUAAAUCUCCAACUUUUCCUCCACCCUCACCUCUACCACAAUCUAACAUACGACCUCCUACACCAUCCCAAUCACCACACGAUUUCACUCAAAAUUCUCCCGUAGACGGGAACGAUCCUUAUGCUCAACCUCCCGCCACUCCUAAACCCACUUUUCAACCUAGGUUGGCAGCUGACGUAUUUGCUCAUCAACAAGCCACGCCGAGGCCGCAGUUUGGAGUACCGAGGCCAAGUCUCCAGGCUUUCCCUAAUCAAGUACGCCCUGGUCAGCAAGAUCUGAGACAGCUGAGGGACCUCUUACAGCGGGAACAGUUCAAAAAGUUGGAUGAACUCAUACCUGGUAAAGCGCAGCAAAGAGUCUGGCCCCCCAAUGAACAACCAGAAGGAGAAGUCCCUACGACUGUGGUUUCUUCUUCUGACACCACUUUCAGACAACCUUUACCUCCCAGCGUAGUAAGACCAAGAAUGGCAGUUUCGUUAGGGAAUCGUGUGAUUCCCAAUCCCAACACUAUUAGAUUGAGUCAGAUUGAUUCUAGAUUGCAAGGACUUGAUCCUAGAAUGAGGUUGAUACUGCAGCAGCAGCAGCAGAGGUUGAUCCAUUCAAACGUUCAACAAGGAAUUCAGCAACAGUUUGUUCGUUUUGCUCCUGGGGCACGUCCUGCCUCUGUCGAGCAGUAUGAGCAACUUCUGCAUAGGCAAGCACAGUCUCAAAUUCGUGGGUCUGAUCAAAGUAUCGUACCCCGCUUGCCUCUGAAUCAAGCAAGCGUAAUACAAAGACCUCAGGCCAGUCAACCUGCGCAGGUUCCGCCUAACUCGGGCAUAACCGACAACAAUACAAAUGAAGAAGGCAUCCCGGAUAAUGUUACUGCGGAGCUGGAGAAGUUGGAACAAGAGACAGGGACGAUGGUCGAACUUCAAGGCGUUAGUGACAUCCUUGGGGGAUUAGGAGAUGACGAUGAUGAGCUUUUAGCUGAAAUGGGAGCUGACUUCAACAUUCUCGAAUAUGCCGAUCCUGAAUUGGAGGCCCUAACGGGCGGAAAGACUAAUAUUCUUGAUAUAGAUCUGGAGGAGGAAUCCCUUAAGAAGGAAAAUAAAGCGGGGGCUCCUAAAACGGCCGUGCCAGAACAACCUCCAGCAACUGGCGCUCCAGAGAUGUCACUUAUGAAAAAAGAAGGGCUCACACAAGUAGCUCCGCAAAUACAAGCUCAGGAGCCUUUGGCGGCUCCUUCUGCUCCACCACCACCCCUUUCUGUGCCUCAGUCGCAGAAUGUUCAUCACGUUUCAACCCCCAAUACUCCGCAGGCGGCUCCUUCACCGCACCCUGUCGCUCAUCCCCAUCCACUGUUGACUCCUCAGCAAAUUCAUCAACAAAUGAUGCACCAGGUAAGUGUUACGAGGAAUACUUUCUCUUUUCUUUCCUCAUUGCUACCUGGUUCCCGAAUAAAAACACCUGACGAUGUCAUAGGUAUUAUAAUGCCGGACAAAACCAUUCAGCUUCAAGUACCUCCUAGUUAUCAGCAAAGACUUCUACUAUUUCAGAUUCAAAAUCAAAAAAUGGGUAUGCGCUUAGGACAAGCUCCGCCCCGCAUGCCAGUCCCAGCAGGCUCAAACCAGCAGAUGCCUACUGGAAUGGGAGCUGGGCCAAGAGGGCCUGUUAUAGCUCCCCCACCACCUCCUUAUCCGGGACCCCCUCCCCCAUAUCCGGGCAAUGCUGGACAACAGCAUCAGCAACAGACGGGAUUGAGAAUGGGGCCUGGUCUUCUCCCAUCGGGACACUUCCAUCCCAGUACACUGCAGGGUUUUCCCAUGCAUCCACAUUUGCAGCGGAGACCUCUUCUCCUUGAGGAGCAGCCUCUUUUAUUGGAAGAUUUGCUUGAACAGGAAAAGCGAGAACAGGAAAAGUUGCAAAACCAGCCGCCCAAUCAAGAAGUAUCCUCCUCCACAGGAGCAGACAAUGAAUCAGCUAUGCUGAGUGAACAUGAAUUAGACCGGUUGAGUGACGUUUUCAACGGUGGACAUGUUGGCCCUCCCAACCAAAAUUCUCAAGCGAACCCAGGUCAACCCCCUCACCAACAAUGGCAACAAACCCAAAAUCGUCCUGUGCCUACCCCAACACCUCAACCUACGAUGGAGAUAACCACGAAGGUUCAGAUGUUCAAUGCCAACUUAAUCCCUGCUCCGCCAUUACCUCCAGAGAAUAUAAUCACCGAACAGGACAAACAAACGCAGCUGCUGUACGAACAGUGGUUGAAUCACCAGAGUAACGUUUUGGUAGCACAACUUCGCUAUUAUGAAACUGAAGUGCAAAAACUAAGAAAGAGUAGAAAGUCUCUGAAUAGUAAACAAAGGCAGCUGAGAAAAUCAGGAAACCAACUGAACGAAACAGAUGCCACGGAACUCCAGAGAAUCUCGGCAGAGCAGGCCAUAUUACAGAAACAUCUGGAAUCUAGCAGAAAACAAAAUCGACAGCAUUCUAUGCUCGUGCAGGAAUACCGAAAUAAACAUCCGGCCAAGCAGCGGCCUCUCCAGGAUCAAAUGCAGUCACCUUUGGGUCCCCCCGCCUCUUCUCCGAUUCACCAUCCAAGUACGUCGCAGUCUCCGAUGAUGUCACCUUCGGCGUCCCCUCUGACGCAGCACAACUCGCCUAUGAACAGCCCGGGACCGAUAAUUUCCCCUGGCUCCGUUCAAAAUUUAUUACAGAGUCCGAACAGCCUUCCCAGCAAUAUGUCGCCUUGUCAACCAACUCAGAUGCAACAGUCUCCCAUGCAGCCUUCGCCAAUGCAACCCUCACCUAUGCAGCCUUCGCCUAGGAUUGGAACGCCUCAUUCUCAAAGUGAAGGAAGUCCAGGUCCAUCUCAAUCGCCCUCUCAAGUAUGUCUUCCGCCACCUGUUCCUCGAAUGACUUCGCCCCAACAUCGAAGAGUAGUUACGAGCCCCGUCGCCAAUACUCAAAUGCGAUUUGUAACAAACGCUGUUAUUCAACAACGAAUUCGAAUGCAAUCACCAAUGCCGAAUUUCCAACAGAAACCAGGCACACUGUCACCCUUGCAUAGUCCAUCACCUCAGCAAUUAAGUAUCACACAUCAACUACAUCUGCAAAAGCAGUUUCAACAACAAGCUCUACUGCAACAACAGCAACAACAACAGCAGCAGCAGCAACAACAGAAUGCAGAAGCCACCCAAGCUGACCCUAAUGUGAUGCAUUCGCAGCGUACAGCUCAGAUUUUGCAACACAGAAAUCUGAUAAGACAGCAGAGUGUACAGCAACCAGUAGGUCCUCAACCUUUAACCCCUCAACAACAUCAGUUGAUGAUUCAACAACAGAAACAGUUGAAGCAACAGCAGCAGCAACAAAUCGCACAGAUCCAGGCAGCUGGUAGAUUGCACCUGCAGCAGCAGCAGCAACAACAACAAAAUCCUCCACAUUCGCCAAUGCCUCCUAAGAGCCCGAUGGUCAACCAACAAAUCAUGUCUCCUCAUUCUAUGCCUCCAUCGCCAAUGCAAAUGCCUCCGAAAAGUCCCAUGGUUUCUGGUUUUGGGAAUUCUCAACCGAAUCCCAACUCCCCAGCUGCAAGAAGUCCAGCUUUCCAUCAAGGGAUGGGUCAACCUCCAACGAGUCCAAUGACACAUGGGCAAUAUCAACCACCAAGCUCUCCUAUGCCCAGGAGUCCCAUGGUUAAUCCGAUCCAAUCUCCCCACAGUAUGCGAAGGCCUCCUAGUGCCAGCUCUAGUCCAGCUAUGCCUGACAGACCUCGUAGCGAAGAAAAUCCAACUACGCCUAGACCUUCAUAUUCUAUUGAACACUUAAUGCAAGAGACAUUGAGUCAAAAUAGUCAUUCCAUGCAGUAUGGGAAUGACAGUGGGAUGAAUAACCUCGGACUUUUUAAUAAUGAUAUUAAUAAUCAAAAUAACCAAAGAGAUAACAUGCAAGGAGGCGGUGGAGGUGGUAAUCCCAAUAAUCCAUGCAAUCCAAUACCUCUUCCGACAGGUUUCGGUAGGUUUGGAUACAUCAAACUCGGUUUGAGAGGCGGAUCCCCUAUGUGGAACUAUGGAAGGGGCGCUAAGAGAAUUCCUACUCCUCCUAAUGUGAAUAAAAUCGAUGAUAAAGUUAAUUCGGAAUCGAAUGCAGUUCAGAAGAUUAGAAAAGAAUCUCACCUGAGUAAGGUGUCUAUUCUCAAGAGAAAGGUUGCUUCAAAAAUGAAUUUCCAGUCAACGGCUGCUGGAAAAGCUAGUUCUCUCGUAAGUACAGACUACAACGACUUGGACGACAGUUCGUCCACUCCUCCUGUAACUCCUCCUCCUUUAACAUCCGUUGGUAGAGGCGCCAUACAAAAAACGCUGCCCAAGAAGAUAUUAGAGAGGCAAAGAUCCAAAGAAUCAGUUAUAGAACUACAUAGUCCAGACAACAAGCAGCUAGAUAUGAUGGAUUAUGACGAUGACACAAACACUGUUCUUUCGGCAGAAGUUUCAUUGAGUUCCGUGGCCCAAAAUGACGGGGAUGAAAUGGUGGAAAUUGAGACUUUGUCUCAGCAAGAUUUAACGGAAGGUUUAUCCAGUCCUCUGGAAUCCGACCAGAUAGCAGACGAGUAUCUGUUGUUUCCAGGAAAUAUGGUCGUUGAUAUGCCUGGAAACCAUUAUUCUGACAAAGAAGAAGAAGAUGAAGAAGUAGAAGGAGAAUACACGGGGGAGAACAUGCAUAUAGUCAUUAGGAGUCCUACAACCAGCGACGAUGAGUUCAUAAUGCAAGGAAAAACCAAAAAGUAUAACCUAGUUCCCCAUACUGGCGAACUAUUGAACAUGCACGGCGCGCCGGAAUCGCCGGAUCAAGAAGAGAUGACUGCAGAACCAUCUCCUGAAGCAAUCGAUGAAGAAGGCUUGAAUAAUUAUGACGGUUCUGAGUUGCUGAUUAUUGAUCAAAAUAACAAGUCUCCCGAAGAUUCGAUUUCGACAAAAGAAGAUUUCGAGGAACUUAUUGACGAAGGAUCCAGAAAAAAUAACUUGUCUAAAAGAGAAAUUACCACUAAACACUUGAACGACUUUCACAAGUAUGCUAAUAUUUUCAAUUAUACCAAAAACGUUCAAACCAUACAAACUCCACCGCAAAAUACUGGUAGAGUUACCAAUGUACCACAGAAAAUGACUCCAAAAAUUUCUCUCAUCGGCAAUUCUGUAGUACAUAGCGCCAAGACGGUUGCAGACAAACUCAUCCUAACACCUUCAGCAACAACGGUUAUAAACACAACGCAAGCAUCAAAAGUUACAAGCAUCAUUUUAACUCACAACUCUGCUGUUAGGGGAAACGUUAUCAAUGUCACAAAGGUUGUGAGCACCGUAUCACCAGCUAUAACUAUAGUUACUGCUAGCACUUCACAAAUAGCCUCAAUUUUGCCUUCAAAAUUCACGGUGCCCGUCAUAAGUGCUAGCGCUGUGCGACACCUAUCGAACGUUAAAGUAAUAGAUAAGCCAUCGUCCUCUCUAUCGCUCACUUCCCACGACAGUGCCUUGCCCAACAAGAUAUUUGAAGAUGACUCCGUUUCUCCAGAUAGUUCCAAUUUCGAAGACGACAAGUCCAAAGACUCUUUCGAAGAGAAGUCCAAGUCUGAAUCGCCCACUCAAGACGCGAAACCUCCAGUAUUCUCGAAGAAUGUUGAAGUCACUAUCAAUAACUGCGUUCCGCCAAAAGCUGUGAUCGACUAUAAACCCAAGGAACAGGAACAGACAAAAAAGAUCGAACAUCUCCAAGUAACCAAUCUAGUAUCUAAAGAACAUGUUCAGAAACAUAGGGUUCCUAGCCCUAUAAUAUCGAAAACUUCUUCGCCUAUGAUUAUUCACAAUACUCCCGAACUCAAAAUGACGGCACAGGUCAUUCAGGAGACGCAAACGCACAUGCAGAUGAGUUCAACUACCAACACGGUUGAUGCAUAUGGUGGCUCCAUAGAUGACACUAAAUCCGUAGUUAUAUCAAUUCCUUCUCCAACUCCUUCUCAGGAGCAAAUGCUAGAUAAUAUCGCCUUGCAAGCUUUAGAAAAUAGACGAAGAGAAUUCGAAUCGUUCGAAGAUGUCCUAGAUAUGAUAGAAAAUAUCACGGCUGAACCUCCCGCUACCUUGGAGGAAAAUAAUACUCUCAAGGAAAGAGAGCACAAGAAAAAAAAUGAGGCCAAGGAGAAAGAUCUGCGUAAAGAGCCACCUAACAAAAUCGAACACAUCAACGUCACGGCAUCGAAAUCAUCCGCCAUACCACAACUUUCACCCUUGUCGCAACCCACGGAUUUAACCACGAACAUGGCGAACGCUUCACAGCAACUCAGGACUCUACUGUCGUCGCUACAGACAACUUCCACUUCGGCGCCUACUAAUGUCGAGUCUGUCGUUAAAAGUAUCGGGCAUAAGGUUAGCAGUACCGCUGCGGUAGCUCAACCUAUAGUCGCCUCGAGAGUUAUUCAACAGACUGGGAGACAAUCGCCUGUCGUGACGACAAUGAGUACGGUCAUUGUACCGAAUUUGAAGCAAAAAAUGAUCGUAACCUCGACAAGUAACUCAAGAAGCAGCCCUAUCAAAUCCCAGUUUAUUAGUGUCCAACAAACCAGUUCUGCCAACAGUACUGCGCCGAGUUUGAGUUUUCUCCAAAGCAGGACUGUGGGCGGUAUCCACUUGAUGCCUGAUCACCCGAAACUACCGCCAGUUACGACCGUUACAGCUACGCAACAAAUUGUCACUACGGUCACUGCACUUUCCAGUAGUAACGUUUACAAAACAACAACCACCAAUUCCGAAUCUAAAAAACCUUCGUUAACUUUGACGGCCAUGUUGCAAAACCAGCCGGCCGCUUCUAUGACAACCAAGUCUUCUGCCGACACUAUAACAGCGGCAAGUCUUCUGGGAUCUCCGAUAAGUUUACCCAGAACGGGUUUCAGUACUGGUUUUGUGCAAGCUCAACCUAACGUCAAACCUUCCGUCAGUGCUAGUCCUUUAACACCCGUCGUGCAAAAUCAGUCAGUCACAGCGACAACGAUAGUGACGACCAUGUCUAAGACCUUCGCCGAAUCUCUCACGACAGCCUCUCUUCUUGCCACACCGAUGAACUUGGUAAGAUCGGGUUUCACUACUGCUAUAGUACAAAACCAGCCGAAUUUCGUGUCUACUGUUAGCUCCAGUGCUGCAACAUCUUCGGUCAGUAAUUUGGCAAUAAGUUCAGUUAUUACGGCUCCCAGUUAUAGACCAGUGUUGUCCACCACGAAUUUGCUGCAUACACAACUCACAAAAAUGGUCAGAACCAGGUCCUUGGAGGAAUCCAAAGAGAUCAAAGCAGCCGAGGAUAUCAAGCAAGAACCAAGCGAAAAUAUGACGAAUUUCGAGGAAAAUAAAGCUGCGAUAAUCGCGAGUAUAAAGCAAGAUCUGGGUGGCUGCAAGUUUUCCAGCAUGUCGACUCCUCUAAGUAAAACCGAAGACUCUCAGAACGUCUUGUUGAAAAAGCUGCUGCAGAAUACGGCUUGCGCUAGUACGCAAUCGCCUCCGCCUAGCUCUGUGAGUACUACGAAUACCUCUGCUCCAACUAUUCCAAGAAUCCCUAUUAGAGAAACGUCAUUCGUGUCUAGUCCUACCGUCGAACAGUCUGCACCUCAGACAACCCCAGUAACUUCUUCGGCAACUCAGCAGCUGCACAUAGACGUGAAGAAGAGUUUGCCUCCCAGUAGGACGUCAAGCAGGGACGAGUUGCUCUCGCCCCAAACCCCUAGAUCUUCGUGUAGUCAAGAUUCUAGUUUACAAACGCCACCUAUUGUGGUGAAAAAGGAAUUACCUUCGGUGCCCCAUCCGCAACAGAGUCCGAUACUUACUCCGCACGAGGUCAAGAAGGAGUUUUUGGACGAAUCGUCACAACAUUCCGAAAUGUCGAACCACAGCAGAUCUGACAUUCAAAUGAAAGAGGAGAUGGACUCGAUGGACACUUCCAGCGAGAAGGUGGUGGUGGACAAAGAGGAAAUUAAAAAGCAGAAGAGGAGGAUGUAUCAACAGAAGAGGAGGCAGAAUCAAAUUCUCAACAAAGAACUCGCUUCCCAACCGAAAAAGAGGCCCAGGAAGAAUUCCAAGGUCGAUGAAGAUUACGACAGUUACAUAGAUGGCGUGCUAUCCCAGCUUAGGCAACUGCCCUCCAUGAAUGUAUCUGAGCCGAAUUUGAACCGAAACUACGGGGUGGUACCCGUGUUCGGAUCUGGAGACAUGUCUAAACUUGGUACCGCCGACUACUCGUCUCAGUUUGGAGAUCUAGUAGGGACCUACGGGAACGCUGAACUUCCCGGUUUCUCAGACUUCUACCACACAAAGCCUUACGGAGAGUUGGAUCCUCUACCUGAAAAAAUACCGGCAUCUACUCAAAGGGGUUUCUACGACCAAGAGUUUCCAUUGAUAAGGUUUGAUACGGACGACCAUAAGAAGUUCGACAUGUUUUCUAGAGAAGAUAGUCCUGAUUCAAUAUUGAGUAAUUCAUCCCCCGAAUUUUUCAAGGAUGAACCGCUGGAAAGGUAUUCGGGAUUGAAGCUCAUAAGUGAGGAUGAGGACGACGAGAAGGGUGAGGUAAAAGAGUCAAAGGGCAGGUGUUCUCCUAUUAUUCCUCUAAUAAAGCCGAUUCCAAUAAAGUUGAAACCUGCGGGCGGAUUGUAUCUGAAAGAGAGUAAAGAUGGCGACAAGGAAAAUAUAAACAGAGAGGUUUCUGCAAAUAACAUAACCGAACCCAAGCCAGUUCCCAAGGAUUCUGGAAAUGUAACAGUGACCCUUACAUUGACAUCAUCUGCUGCCGAAAACAUAAUGGGUGUUCUCAGAGAUUUGGCUAAUAUUUUGCAUAUCCCUGCACCUACCAGUUACCAAAUUGUAGAGAGAACAACCACACCUCCUAAUCAGAAAUUAGGACUUUACAGAACUAAAGGUAGAGAUGGUAAAGAAGGAGCUCCGAUCGACAUCCAAAGUAUUCUUAAUGGAGCCGCUAAAUUUUGUAAGCUUUGCGACAUUGUAAUUUUGAACAACAUAAUAAGGAAAAAAGUGUCUGAUUUGCCAUGUCUUGCCAAGGAAUUCGAGCUGAUGAGUGAUACGGACGAAAUAUAUUUCUGUAGUGUGGCAUGCUAUACUCAAGCUUUAACUAACAGAUCAUUAACUUCAAGGACUCCUGGAGUUAUUGAAGACAAAAUGGAAGACAAGCAUAAGAUGCCGCUUAUGGAAGCAUUUGAUAGCAAAUCAAUAAUAGCUCAGAGAUUAUCAUUAGGAAAUAGAGAUUUCAAAAGAGAAUAUCCAUCGAUGGACGUCAAAGACUUUUCUCCUUACUUUCAUCGACUUGAAAAUAACCGGAGCGGUUAUCAUGAUCAUUCAGAAUUCAAGCCUAUGCCUAUACGCAUGUAUAAAAAUCUAAGAUAUAAAUAUUGGACUCCUGGUUGCCUUCAGCCAAAUCAAAAGCAUAAAAAACCAACUGAUAAGGAGAUUAUGGAACUACUUUAUCGAAUGCAGAUUACCGUUACGCCACUAACCAUGCCUGUUGAUACAAGGAAGUGCAUGUUCUGUCAGGGUGUUGGUGAUGGAGUCGCAGACGGUCCGGCUAGGCUUCUCAAUUUCGAUGUAAACAAAUGGGUACACUUGAACUGCGGUCUCUGGUCAGACGGAGUAUAUGAAACUGUAAACGGAGCUUUAAUGAACCUAGAAAACGCCAUUCAAACCAGCCUGACAACUACGUGCAUACACUGCAACAACCUAGGCGCGACCAUAAGAUGUUUCAAGACGAGAUGUUCCAGCGUUUAUCAUUUGAGUUGUGCUGUAAAAGAUAGGUGCGUCUUCUACAAAAAUAAAACCGUAUACUGCACUGCGCACGUACCCAAAAACGAGAAAGAUAACGAAUUGACGACUCUCAGCGUAUCACGUAGAGUAUACGUUAACAGAGACGAGAACAGACAAGUCGCUUCGGUAAUGCACAAUUCUGACACUAAUAACUUACUGAGAGUGGGUAGUCUGAUAUUCCUGAACGUGGGACAGUUGCUACCCCACCAACUGGCGAAUUUCCACACGCCGAAUUACAUAUACCCCAUAGGUUAUAAGAUCAUCAGAUUCUACUGGAGCAUGAGGAGGAUAAACAAGCGAUGCCGAUACGUAUGUUCCAUCCACGACUUCAGCGGUAGGCCGGAGUUCAGAGUGUUGGUGCAGGAGCACCUGGAAGAAGACGUGGAGUUCAGGGAUCACAGUCCUAAAGGGGCUUGGAACAGGAUAUUGGAACAGACGGCUAAUAUGAGGAAAGAACAGAAAUGCUUGCAGAUGUUUCCAAAAUUCGCGACCGGUGAGGAUCUUUUUGGUCUCACCGAGCCCGCCAUCGUUAGAGUCUUGGAGAGCCUGCCCGGAAUUGAAACAUUAACUGAUUACAAGUUCAAGUAUGGCCGUAAUCCUUUGUUGGAGCUGCCGCUGGCGAUAAACCCAUCUGGAUCUGCGAGGACCGAACCUAGAUUGAGGAGUCAGAUGCACUGGAAGAGGCCGCACACGCAGCGUACAACAGGAGCUACCAUAAGGCCCUUGUUCGGACCUUCCGCGAGUCCCGUCGCCUCUUCUUCAAGUCUGGGCGACAUUUCGUGUCCUUACAGCAAGCAGUUUGUACAUUCCAAGAGCUCGCAAUACAAAAAAAUGAAACAGGAAUGGAGGAAUAAUGUCUAUUUAGCAAGAUCGAAAAUUCAGGGGUUGGGGCUUUAUGCAGCCAAAGACUUGGAGAAACACACAAUGGUAAUUGAGUAUAUUGGAGAAAUAAUAAGGACCGAACUUGCUGAAUGCAGAGAAAAGCAGUAUGAAGCUAAGAAUCGUGGAAUAUACAUGUUCAGACUGGACGAAGAGAGAGUGGUUGAUGCAACUUUGAGUGGAGGUCUAGCAAGGUACAUAAACCACUCGUGCAAUCCUAACUGUGUGGCAGAACAAGUGGAAGUUGAAAGAGACGUGAGGAUAAUCAUUUUUGCCAAACGUAGAAUACAGAGAGGAGAAGAGUUAUGUUAUGACUACAAGUUUGAUAUUGAAGAUGAUCAACACAAAAUAUCAUGCAUGUGUGGUGCACCGAAUUGUCGAAAGUGGAUGAACUAGUUGAUCCGUGAUCUAAUAUAUUUUCGUUCGAUGUUUGUACAGAAGUUGUUGGAUUUGUCGUCUCAUGUACAUACAUAUUUUUUAUUCUUCAUAUAAAGCAGACUGUCACAGUGCCAUUUUUGAGAAUUCAGUCUUAAUAUACACAUUCCAUACCUUUGCAAUAAAGAGUGAUUGUUAUAUCUAACAGGCAUUUAUAUAAGGAAGUAACUAAGCUAAAUUGUACUGACUUUUACGAGAACACCCUCUAUAUUUUGAUAUGUAGGAGAGCGAAAGUGCUUGAGUUAGGGACCAAAUAGGGGCUAAACAUUUGGAGUUUUACUAUAUUGAUGUUGUUUACUUGCGAUUUUCACUUGAGGUGUGAAUCUAACCAAAACUGAAAGAGGUCAAAAAACCCUGGUGAAGCAAAUUUCUUGAUAGCUUUGUACAAAUGCUUUGUUUCCACUUGUAAAUAUUUGUAACUUAAUUGAUAUUCUGAAAAUAUUUAUUUCGCAGAAUUUAUAUUGUCUGUAACACAUUUGAGUAACACAGUUUGAAUUUUUUUCUUAGAAUUCCUUCGCCAGAGAGUUUACGAAUCUUGAUGCAUCCUAUUCUUGUACACCCUCUUAUAAAUUGAGUCCCAAUAUUUAUUUCUUUACGGUGAAUUUGUUUUAUAUUGUUUUCAAUUGUGUGUACAUAGUCAUUUUAUAAUCACUGUUGUUAGAAAUAUAGUGUUGGGUCAAGAAAGCUUGAUAAUGUUUUGAAUUGUAAAGUCUUUCGAGGCCGAUCUGUAGACCCAGAGUCUUUUAUCGCCUGGAUACUUUUUUACAAAAACUUAGGAAAAUUGCUGUGCAAUAUGAGUUUUGAAGUAUUACAAAUGUAUACUUUAGAAUAUUUUUUCUGUAAUUUUUUAUAGUUAAUUUUUGAUUGGGCAGAGUCCUGAAAGUUGUUAAUUUUUACUAUUUUAGGCGUUUAUUUUUUUAUGUGAUGUGAAUAUAUAUUUUUUUUCUAUUAUUCUAUUAUCGAAGUCGAUUAUAUAUUGCUAUUUUAUUUGUAUACUUUACUACUUUUUAUUCAAUUAUAACGGAAAAGUGACAAUCACUUAUAGUUAAAUGAAUUGUAUUAAGCACUACCUGAUCAAUGUUUAAUUGUUUAUGUACAAAUUAUAUUUGUAUGUGUAAAAUAAUGUAAAUAAAAAUAAUUCAUUUAAAAAG
Molecule: messenger RNA, 17562 nt
Organism: Leptinotarsa decemlineata (Colorado potato beetle)
Lineage: Eukaryota; Metazoa; Arthropoda; Insecta; Coleoptera; Chrysomelidae
Biological process (GO): positive regulation of transcription by RNA polymerase II
Cellular component (GO): nucleus; MLL3/4 complex
Molecular function (GO): histone H3K4 methyltransferase activity; transcription coactivator activity; protein binding
Source: RefSeq, a predicted model, not a curated record